AUGCGCUUUGAUAAGUUGUCUUCAAGGGAGAUAAGUGUGUCGUUGCAUGGUGCCGACAUCGUGCACAAGCAUGGUGCAGAUUAUGUCAACGUAGCACAGACAAUCCUCAAUAUACUUUAUGAAACAUGCCAUCAGGUGCUGGAAAAGGCAAAUCAGGCGGCAAAAAGCAAUAAAAGAAAUCUCAACGGGUGCUCGAUUGUGACUCUAAUCGAUUGGUUCUCUCAUGGCGUCUGUGAUGCUUCAGCUUUACCCAUUGAUGUGCUGUAUUUCGAUACCCUCGGCAGAUGCAAAUAA
Messenger RNA from Plasmopara halstedii, 294 nucleotides. RefSeq lists its product as uncharacterized. The record is from RefSeq and is a predicted model, not a curated record. Lineage: Eukaryota; Oomycota; Peronosporomycetes; Peronosporales; Peronosporaceae. The transcript has 2 exons. The coding region runs from base 1 to 294 and encodes 97 amino acids.